Messenger RNA from Schistosoma spindalis, 792 nucleotides. NCBI's taxonomy places the organism in Eukaryota, Metazoa, Platyhelminthes, Trematoda, Strigeidida, Schistosomatidae. The record is from the annotation of a GenBank genome assembly.
UGGAAGCUCGAAGUUUGACGCGAUCCAAGGUCAAGGUCAUAUCAGCAUGGCUAGAAAUGGAGAACGUGUUUCUGUGAAUGAAGACGAUGAUGAAGAUAUUUAUGAUCCAAAAAGCAGGGGAUUCUGUCGUGCAUGUGUCGACUUGUCAAAGUUUGGUCUUACAAAGACAAAGGAGAUGGUAUCCAAACCGAGUGUAGAGUGUCCACCGGAUAAAAUUGAACUUGGAAAGGCAACAUGGACUUUGUUGCAUACAAUGGCAGCAUAUUACCCUAUACACCCGACACUGAAACAACAAGAAGAUAUGAAGAAGUUUUUACAAAUUUUUCCUCAGUUCUUUCCAUGUCGACCAUGUGCUUAUGAUUUUGAGUCGAACAUUGUUGUUCAUCCACCGAAAUUGGAUAGUCGUAAUGCAUUAAGUGGAUGGUUAUGUAUGCAACAUAAUUUAGUAAAUAAAAAAAUUGGUAAACCGUUAUUUGAUUGUACUCAUGUAUUGGAAAGAUGGAGAUAUGGUUGGAAAGAUAAUGAUGAUUGUAGAUUACCAGAACAAGAUUAGUAACAUUUUCAAUGACUUGUCUUUUAAUAAAUAUACAUAUUGUGUGUGUGUGUGUGAAUAUGUGUGUUUAGUGAUUAUUCAGAUUUCCUUUCAAUUUAUAUUCUCUUGUUUCUAUGUUUGUUCAGUAGUAAUUUGCUUUGUUAUUACUAAGACAUAAUUAUGAGUAGUAUAAUAGUGUACACUAAAAAUUCAAUCAUUAUAAAAAUAUAUGCAUUGGACAGUUUGAGUUGAUAUUUCAA